This is a messenger RNA of Magnolia sinica, 461 nucleotides long. RefSeq lists its product as uncharacterized. The coding region runs from base 1 to 450 and encodes 149 amino acids. The transcript has 4 exons. Lineage: Eukaryota; Viridiplantae; Streptophyta; Magnoliopsida; Magnoliales; Magnoliaceae. The record is from RefSeq and is a predicted model, not a curated record.
AUGGUGAAAGCCUUGCAUAAUGCUGGAAUUGAGGUUUAUUACAUGCUCGAUGUUGACAACAAUUCUCAAUUGCUUAAUUUCUCUGGAUGUGCAAUAGCUGAUUUCCUUCCAUACAGCAUCCAUAGAGUUUUACAAGAUGCGGGUGUUGCAAAGCAGAAAUCAUGCCUAUCUCAUCCACAAACUGAUACAGCAUCCAUAGAGCUUUACAAGAUGCGGGUGUUGCAAAGCAGAAGUCAUGCCUAUCUCAUUCACAAAUGGGCAAAAGCUCUUGCGGAGAAAAAUAUGCGUGACAUUCUUGUUCAAGGGGAGCAAGCAGAGAGAAAUGUAAAAUAUCUGUUCACAGUUCAGAAACUCAAGGAUUUUCAGACAGCUGCUCUCAAGGCCAGGAAUGGCUACGACUCAUUCCAUAUUGCUGCUAAGCAGGGCCAUCUUGGUAAGCAUUUGAUUUGAUUUGAUUUAUU